AUGUCGGCCGAGGAAACGUCGAAUUACGCGCCACGGUCGCCGGACCUGUCGUCGUUUUUCUCGGGCAGCCCCACCCAGGCCGCACCUCAUCAACUCCAAGCGUCAGCAAGCCACAGCCAGUCUGGAUAUAAAAUACAGCCUCCCGCCGACCACUUUGGAGCCAUACGAGCCGACACUUCCUCCUACUACGUGCCUCCCCCCUACGGCGCCUAUCCCCAAACCCCCGUAGCGACGCCCACCGGCCAGCCCAAAUACGAGCCCUAUCUCCCGCCCUCUCUACCCCAGCGAGCGCAAAGCUUCGAGGCUCAAGGCCAAAACGCCGCACCUCCCGUAUCGUACAGGCCUGACGAACGAGUCUUCAGACCUUCGCUGCCGCCGUUGGCCACGCCCAACGGACCCUACAAAUCUUUCGGAAGCGCCGUCCUGCCUUCGUCCUCGUCUUCAGACAUGCCGCCGCGAAAGGUAGUGGCGCCUCCGCCCCCUACGCCAGCCGUCGAGCCGUCUCCUGUCCGGACAAAAUUCCCGACGGCCCGGAUCAAGCGGAUCAUGCAGGCCGACGAGGAGGUGGGCAAGGUCGCUCAGCAAACGCCCAUUGCUGUGGGCAAGGCAUUGGAGCUGUUUAUGAUCCAGCUCGUGACAAAGAGCGCAGACGUUGCCAAGGACAAGGGUUCUAAGAGAGUCACGGCGUCCAUGUUGAAGCAGGUGGUGGAGGCGGACGAGCAGUGGGACUUUCUUAGAGAGAUUGUUGGCCGCGUGGAGAACGAGAAGGAGGGUAGCAAGUCCAAGGCCAAGGCCGAGAGCGAAACCGACGAAGAGAUGAUGGAGGAGCCCAAGAAGCGAGGCAGAGGUGGCCGUCGUAAGAAGGUACAAUGA
Trichoderma aggressivum f. europaeum is the source of this 873-nucleotide messenger RNA. Its product is annotated as transcriptional regulator family: Histone-like TF. Gene Ontology annotation, molecular function: core promoter sequence-specific DNA binding; protein heterodimerization activity; RNA polymerase II general transcription initiation factor activity. The transcript has a single exon. Bases 1 to 873 code for a protein of 290 amino acids. Gene Ontology annotation, biological process: transcription by RNA polymerase II. Gene Ontology annotation, cellular component: negative cofactor 2 complex; nucleus. The record is from RefSeq and is a predicted model, not a curated record. NCBI's taxonomy places the organism in Eukaryota, Fungi, Ascomycota, Sordariomycetes, Hypocreales, Hypocreaceae.